Helianthus annuus (common sunflower) is the source of this 453-nucleotide messenger RNA. RefSeq lists its product as uncharacterized. The transcript has a single exon. Lineage: Eukaryota; Viridiplantae; Streptophyta; Magnoliopsida; Asterales; Asteraceae. The record is from RefSeq and is a predicted model, not a curated record. Bases 1 to 453 code for a protein of 150 amino acids.
AUGCCGCACCUGGAAGAAAACGAAGUGCAACGGCUCCCACUCAACAUCUCAGCCGUGAUAGCUGGCCACAAAGUGGCCAGGAUACACGUGGACGGAGGAUCUGGGGUAGAAGUCAUAUACGAACAUUGUUUCCUCAGAUUUGACAGGGAUGUAAGAGACCGACUUGAGGAGGAUUCAAUCCCUCUAGUAGGAUUCAACAACAGUGUGCCACACCCCCUGGGGAAGAUCAAGUUCCCAUUCACAGUUGGGGUAGGGGAUCGAGUUCAAACGAUAAACUUGACUUUCACAGUGGUCCGAGCACCCUCAAAAUACAACGUAAUCCUGGGAAGACCCGGGAUUGGAGAUUUGCAAGCACAGGCAUCCACCCCACACGGAGCCUUAGUAUUUCAGACACCAAAGGGCUUGGCUUGGGUUCCCGAAGCAAACGGUCAAAGUGGGAAGUCACCUAAGUGA